Varanus komodoensis (Komodo dragon) is the source of this 3360-nucleotide messenger RNA. Its product is annotated as 1-aminocyclopropane-1-carboxylate synthase-like protein 1. Gene Ontology annotation, biological process: biosynthetic process; amino acid metabolic process. The record is from RefSeq and is a predicted model, not a curated record. The transcript has 14 exons. The coding region runs from base 516 to 1970 and encodes 484 amino acids. Lineage: Eukaryota; Metazoa; Chordata; Lepidosauria; Squamata; Varanidae. Gene Ontology annotation, molecular function: pyridoxal phosphate binding; transaminase activity.
GGAUUACAUUUCCUUGAUUACUGCACAGGGGUUAGAGGAAUGAGAGGCUUGAGGAUCCUGUCUUUCAAUUCCCCAGCAAAACAAAAACACUCGGUCUAGUAGCAAAACAAGUCCAUGAAAGGCAAGCAGGGAUCCCGUUCGCCGCGUGAGUCGCCGCUUUUGAAAAUGCCUGGCUUUUGCAGAAAGGUCAUUUUAUUCGUGUGAAAGCCGAGAAGGGGAGGGAGGUAGACAGAGACUCAGCCAGUCACGCUGUAGGGGCGGGAAGGAUCCGGCUGGCAGGAUUCAAAUCGCGCCGCGUUUCGCGUCUUCUGUGGCCAAGAAAGCACGUCCCCGUCUUUGCUGCUGCUGCGGCUGCUGCGGCUGCUGCGGUGCUUCCCGUCCUUCCUCUUCCCCCGCCGGGAGCGGCUCCUCCUCCGCGCCUGCCCGCCUCUCCUGCUCCUGCUCCUUCAGCGUAAGGCCCGUUGUUGGCGGUUCCCGCGGCCGCCGCGCUUCUCUUUUCUUCCAAGCUCACCACGAUGGCCGGGUGCUGCGGCGGCACGCAGAGCGACGCCGGGGAAGAAGCGCUUCUGCGGAUCCUUUCCGCCCGAGGAGCCCGCAUCGCUGACGGCGGCCAGGGUCUGCUGGACAAGGGCUUCGACAUGUACAUAGCGGACCCCUUUGACGCCGAGCACAACCCUCAGGGCAUAUUAAAUUUUGGAACAAGUGAGAACAAGCUUUGCUUUGAUUUAAUAAAGGAAAGGCUUGCCAAACCUGAUAUGAAUUAUCUGGAGCCUCACUUACUGCAGUAUUCAGAUACACAAGGCAUUAAAAGCUUCAGAGAAGAAAUUGCCAGAUUUCUUACUGAAUAUGCAAAAGCUCCAGCAGCACUGGAUCCUGAACAUAUUAUUGUGAUGAAUGGUUGCUGUGCUGUAUUUGCUACUCUUUCAACUGUGUUGUGUGAUCCUGGAGAUGGGUAUCUAAUUCCUGCUCCAUAUUAUGGUGGCAUAAAUUCUAAAACUUGGCUCUAUGGUGGAAUGCAGCCCGUUCAUGUGCCCUUGUUCAGUGAGGUGCCUAAUGAAGAAAAUCAGCCUUUUCAAUUAACAAUUGAAAAAUUAGAAACUGCAUAUCAGAGAGCCAAGGAGCAGGGCAUCCGAGUCAGAGCAUUAAUCCUGAUCAACCCUCACAAUCCAUUAGGGGACAUUUACCCAGCACAGUUACUGAAAGAAUGUCUAGAGUUUGCGCACAGAUAUAAAUUACAUGUGAUAAUGGAUGAAAUUUACAUGCUCUCAGUGUAUGGUGAUACCACAUUCACAAGCAUUCUUAGCUUACAGAGUUUACCGGACCCAGACCGGACACACUUCAUGUGGGGAUUUAGCAAGGAUUUUGGCAUGUGUGGUAUUAGAGUUGGAGUAUUAUACACCAGAAAUUGUAUGAUAAGGAAAGCUAUUAAUCAGUUGGCUGGUUUUCAUGGAUGCCCUGGACCUGUGCAACAUGUUCUUAGGCAAUUCCUUAGUGACAGAGAAUGGCUGAAUAAUGUGUUUUUCCCAACCAAUAAAAGAAGACUUAAGGAAGCACAGAACAUUCUUGUAGAUGGCCUUUCAGAGAUAGACAUUCCAGUUUUCAAAAGCUCAGGAGGAUUAUAUGUGUGGGCUGACUUUAGAAAAUUCUUAAAGUCGCAGACAUUUGAAGCUGAAAUAGAUUUAUGGUGGAAAAUUCUUGAUGAAAAGAUUCUCAUUAGUCCUGGGAAAGCCUUUUACUGUUACGAACCUGGAUGGUUUAGGCUAGUCUUCUCAGAUUCUGUAGAUAAGAUUUACUUGUGUAUUCAGAGACUUCAGCAAAUGCUACAUGCUGAAAUGAGCAAAUCCAUUUCCAACAGUUCAUCUCCUAAAGAAAACAAGCAUACUGAUUUGGAUGAUGUUUCAACUAACUAUGUAUCAGUGGAUGAUGUCUCAGAAGGAUAUGCACACCUGAAAAAAAUAGCUGUCUUCUAAGAACCUGAAUGCUAAAACGAAGCAUGACAUGCUUAGUCUUACUGUAGCUAUGUGAUUUCCCCCCCACCCCAUUUUUAAUUAUUACCUGGCAGUGUGCAUUGUAACCUGUGGUUACGAUUUAAAUAUUGGGACUACUAGAAUGAAGUAUUUUGCUGAAACACUUAGAUCUUCUGAGCACUAUGGGCCAAAUUGUAUAUGAAAACAGUCACACCUCCCCAGUUGUUUUUCUUCCAGUGGGAUUUUGUGGCCAGAUAUAAUUUCCACUGGGAUAAAAACCGGAGAUGGAAGAGGGAAACAUGAUGGGAGAAGGUUGUGUACCUCCUCCUUAGUCCCCAUUUGCUUUAAAAUUGACACCAUCAAAUGUUUACAAAUAGUUCACGUUGGGCAACUCUCCUUUACAUUAAAUCAGGUCAUGCAACCAACUUCCAAGUAAUUGACUUUGAUAUCCCAGACAAUCAUGUGACUGUGCUUUGCACAUUGACAGCUUUGUGAAUCAGAUACUGAUUGAAUGUUGAUACAUACUGUAUGGAAAUGUGUAAAUGCUGAACCAUUGUUUAAACUGAAGGGUGAGCUUUCUGAAUGUGUACACCAUUGUAUUUUGCUUUCUAAGAAAGUGCUCAUAUUUUCUGUUUUUCAUUCUCGGAUUAAAUAGGUUUAUUUGUAUAUUGUGCUGUUUAUAUAUCAUUCUUGCAAAAACAUUGCCAACUUUGGUCUUCAACACCUCUAUAAAUAUAUUGCUGAAUGUGAUGGUGUUGAUUUAUGGAAGGAAUAGAAAAUAUAUAUUUGCCUAAGUUCCAGUGUCACAGGACAUGGAAUGUAAUUAACACAUUAGGUAACCAAUUAUGUGGUAUUGUUGGAUUUUACUUUGGUAGCAACUAGCUUUAAAUCAUCAUGACUGUACAAAAUAUAAUAAGGGAAACUUGCAUUGUUUCCAGGUAUGAUUUUAAAAUCCCCUACCAAUGACUGGGCAAAAUUGUGUUAGGUUAAGCUGCACGGAUAUUUUUUUCUUGGUGCUUUACUUCAGGAACAUAGUGUAUUUGGCUUUCACCCUUGCUGUGUAGUAUAUCAACUGGUAUUUUUCCUAGUCUUACCCUAUUUUUUAAAAAUAUGUGUUACAUCUUAGAAAGUCUGCAAAGUCUAAAAACUACUAAUCUGUCUCAACUACCUUGGUUGCUUUCCUUCUUUCUUGUCUCUUAUCUGCCCUGUUUUGUAUUAUUUUCAAGAUUCUUUGCUUUUUAAAAGUUAUUCCUUCACAUGUCACAGCACUUUGUAAAAUAUGUUAAUUAACUUUAUGAAACAGCAACUGAAUAAGAGUUGAAAGUGAUUACAAGGAUUAGAUUAUUUUGUAGCAUUAAAUGCCUACUUGAAUAAAGAAUUAUUUCCAGUACCA